AAGUACAAAUGAGAGUUUAAAGAUUUUUUUGUUGUUGCAUUAGGCCCUGUGUGUGUGGGGAUUUCUUUUUUUCUAGCCCCUCUCCUUCCACAGGGAGGUCAUCACACAGCAGUGUCUGACAAAGCUUUACCCCUUGCCCAAGAACAAUACAGCAGAAGAGACACUCAUCGCGGUGGUAACCGAACUGAACCCUAGACCCUUUGGGUUUCAGGAUCCCACCUCAUGACCUCUUUGUAUGUCUUCUGACAUACUUAAAACCAUGCUGUACCUAAAGAAAUACUUCACAGAGGGCCUCAUCCAGAUGGCCAUCCUGCUGAGUCUCUGUGGAGUGAGGGUCGACGUGGGACUGGAGCCCUACCUGCCUCCCUCCUGGCAUGAGAUGAUCCUGGGUCCGACCUCGGCUGUGACCCAGACGCAAUUUCACAACCUCCGCAACCGCCUGGAGGACGGCCAUGGCCUGCAUCCCAAGAAUGUGGACCUGGAUGGGUAUUUCACAGCACGAAGGCUGCUAGGCUGGGUCCGCUCUCUGGACAGAGUACAGGUAGGAAAACAUGUUCCUCAUGCAGAGCUGGAGACUUGGCUGGUCCAGAGAGAGCCAGAUCCUCUCCCCAUGGAGUGUCCAGACCAGCCCUCCCUGCUGGAGAGAGCUCCUGCUGCGGUAGAGAGAGAGCGACGUGAUCCAUCUGUGGAGCCCAGAGCUUUACAUGAUAAUGAGGAAGGAACACCAGGACGCGGUGCUCUAAAUGAGAGGGGACAAGAAGAGGAGGAUGAAGAGGACAACCUGGCCAGGAUGCAGCAGUUUUACAGUUGGACAGAGGGAGGAGGACGACCAGGAGGUUCCUACGGCCGUACUAACAGAGAACUGACUCGGAAUGAAGAAGACCCGACUUCUUUCUCCUUCGAGGAGUGUUUGAGGCUGUUGGAUGAAACCUUUCCAUUUACAGAGGAACAAGAGUUAAGUGAUGUUGGCAGUAGAAGUGGAGAGCUGGAACGUCACCCACCAGGCAGAAAUCCCCUGCUGUCCCCCAUCAUCCUCUCUAAUAACCCCUCUUUGGACCUGGAGCUCUGCUGGCAGGACCUAUUCGCUAUCAUGGAACCUGAGAACACAGAUGUUGAUGAUGACAUGAUGACAUCAUUUGACCACGCCCCAGAUUCAAGACCAUCUGGGACCCCUUGGGGUGUUGGGUCUGCAGCUCUGCACCAAAACUGUAACAGCCUUGACAACGGCAUAACAGACGUUGAUCAGGAGGUCCCUCUAAUGGAGACUCCAGUGCAGCACGGUUUGUUGCAGUCUCCAAGCCAGUCAGUGCUAGAGCCAGCCCUGCUUCCCCUCAUCCCCAGUGCAGAGUUGGAUGACCACAGUUCAGCCUUAAACACAAGGGACAUUUUGAAAAACUCAAACAUGAAUACCUUGCACAGCCCUCCAGAUCACAUGGAUCUCUUGGGAGAGGAUCCUUCAGAAGAUUUCUGCAUGGGACAAAAUGCUGAAGAUAACUCAAGUACCCUAAACAUAAACCUGCUGGCACAAGAUAUUGUAGAUAACAUGGAAGCCAGUCCGGGUUUACAGUACGAUCUCUACCCUGAAGACACGGCUAGCUUUGAUGUUAAUUUUCAUUUGCGUGACUUAACACCUUCUAGUUCUGCCGCAUCUCUGGGGGGUAAUAAUAUGACCGAAGACCUUCUGACAUCUCCCUCCAGUGUCUUUCUGGUUGACAAGGAGGAUGUUGGGGAUGACGAUGGUCUCCCUAGCCCACUUAGUGACCUCCUAGUGGAUGCUGCCAUCUUAGAUGAGAUGAAAUUGUUUGACAUGGCUCUGGAGGAAGGAUUCAGUCCGGAGAUGGCAGCCAGGCUUGAAGAGGAGGGCUACCUGGACUGUGAAGUAGCCAAACGGGACACUGGCAGAGAUGAUGACCACUCAGUCUCAGUCACAGAAGAUCCACGUGAACCAAGAAGCCAUCAACAAGAUGGUGAGGAGGAGGCAGAUUCCGACUCUGGUCUUUCCCUGGACUUCAGCCACAGCCCUGCUUCUCCAACUGCCUCAGAGACCUCUUAUUAUUCCUCUUCUUCCUCCUCUUCAUCAACCACCUCUUCAUCUUGUGUGUCAGCUGUGGAAAGUCCAUACUACGAAGAUGAAGAUGAAGAUGCUGAGGAAGGGUUAGUUAGUUCGGACAUGGAAGUGGAGGUGACAAUAAAACAGGAGGAGCUGGAAGAGGAGGAGAUGGGAGCAGUAGGAGGAGGGUUUCCUGAAAAUGUUAAACUUUUUUCUGCCAACUAUGGUGAUCGCAAACUGUUGAAUGGCUUUCCGUGGCUGGAGCAUAUCGGCCAUGAUCACACGUACAACCAGCCCUGGUCCUCCACCUCCCCUCCAUCCCUGGGAAAGAUGCCCACCAAACACACCAAAUCCUCCCAGCCACAUCACAACCGCAGGCAUUACCACUACUCCUCCUCCAGACACAUCUCUGAGACCAAAAUGUGGAGCAGAGAUGAACGACGUGCACGUGCCUUGAAGAUCCCUUUUUCCAAUGAGCUGAUUGUAAAUCUGCCAGUAGACGAGUUUAAUGACUUACUGACCAGUUAUCAGCUAGGCGAGGAUCAGCUUGCCCUCAUCAGGGACAUACGACGCCGUGGUAAGAACAAGAUAGCUGCCCAGAACUGCAGGAAGAGGAAGAUGGGUGUACUGCUGGGACUGGAGGAUGAAGUGUCUGGUUUGAGGCGCCACCGUUUGCGGCUGCUUCGAGAGAAACAAGACGCCCUGAGGAAUCUGCAGGAAAUGAAACGUCGACUGAACACCUUGUACCAGGAAGUCUUUUCCCGGCUAACGGAUGAGGACGGAAGGCCACUGGAUGCUACAGAGUACAUGCUUAAUUUCGGGGACAAUGAUAGUGUUGUGGUGGCUUCGCGCGAACAAGAGGCAUGGCUGCCACAGACAGGAGAAAAAACAAGCAAGAAACAGAGAAAUAAAAAGAAGUGAGGAGGUGGACAAGCCAGGAAUAUUCUCACAGGAGUUUUUUUGGGCAUUAUAAAAUGCAAGGAGAGUAAAGAGAUUCCUUAAGAGGAAUGAUGCAGUUGUCGAUGAAGGAACACAGGAAUUCUUUAUCUGGUGUCAAAGGAAGAUUUUAAAAAAUACCAUUAAAUCCUCAAACACCCAAACAGAUAUCUCGGAUGGUGAUGUUUUUUAAAAGAAUUGGUGGAUGGCUGGAGAGGAAGUCAAGACAGAAGAAAAAGGAGUUCCCUGAAAGGAAUUAUUAACCUGAUUAUGUUGAUGAUAGGACAACCUUUACUCCAGGAUGUGUUGCUCUCCAUUCUUCACUAUAAACAUUUUCUACACUGGGAAAGGACUUGAAUCCAACUCUUAUGUUUACAUAACACUGAGGUAAAUCUAGGCCGCUAAAACAACAGUCGAUAGAGGACUUUGGACCAGAAUUUAAUGAAGUCUUCUAUGCAAAAUCCUGCUCUCAGUUGCCAAAGAGACUUGAAAAUAUUAAAGAAGCCAUCAGGCUGGUCCCUGACUGUCGGCUAAUUUAGCCAAUCAUAGACACUACAGUGACUGAGCCACAAAAGAAAGGUUGCUGGUGCCAGUUAACUGACUUAGAAAAAUAGUUGAAAAAUGUAACAUUUUGUCUAUAUAAGCUAUAUCACAAUGUGGCAUCACUUGUUAGUAGAAUAUAAUUUUGGUGUCCUCAGAGUAUUUGUUAGUAAUAAUAAAAAGUAAAAUCAAAAUAAAGCCAGUGUUAUAAGUCAUGGUGGAUAUAUGGUCUUUGAGAAAGAUGACCAGAUGAUGAUAUGUCAUCUUCCAUCAUGUGACACGGAAAGUGAUUGGAGAUGGGAGAAAGAAUAUGAAGAAUUUGGUGGACAAGGAGCCUGGAGCUUCACCAGUUUUCACACCUGUGCAUACCUGAUCACUCAUUAAAGAAAGUGGGCUGUUGGAUUGUUGAAGCCACACCGUCCCAACACCACAGACUGAACUGACUGAAACAAACAAUUUGUUAUACACUGAUGAACUGACUGAGGAAUUACUUUUUCCCCCCGUGUACUAAAAGGAUGCAUGAUAGCAUGUGGAUUUCAACUGUGCCUUUUAAUAUGUUUUUAUGUUUUUAUGUUUUACAACACACCUAUUUGUCUGUGAGGCUGCAAAAAUCCUAUUGUCUAGUUCAAACAAGAUGGUGGUAAUCUGUGUUUCAACCGUAGCUGAAGUUGAAGCUGAAAUUCAAAACAGGACUAAAGCCUGCUGUCACUCUUGGCAGGUCUGAAACACAUGGGAUAAAUAUAGACAACAGUGGAGUUAAGUCGUUAAGCUAUUAAUGUUCAAAGAUUGAUGGGUAUGGAAGUGUAAGUCAGAUGCCACAAAUACACAUUGAACUGACUCAGUAAAACUGUCAGAUUUGAACAGACUGAUAAAUUCAAAUUCUAACAUUUCUCAAAAGUGAAGGCAAGUUUGUGUUUGAGUUGUUUUAAGUUAGCAUGUCACCCUCUGGUGGUUGUGCAGAAAGAGAACGGCAUAGAGAUUCUGAUGAAAUUAUUACUGCAAAGGAAAUGGCAACAAAGUUUACCUAAAUGUAGUGUUCUAUAUUGUGGUUGGGAAAGACGUCUAUUCAAAGGUAGUAGGGGAAGUCAUGUUACUAAUAAUAGUAAAUUUAGUUUCUCAGGGAUUAGCAUAGUCAGAAGAACAUGCUAAUAAAUACUUUUACUCCAUGUGUAGUCAGAACACAUUCAGUUUUUAAUACAGUAACUCAGUGUUUGUUUGUUUGUUGUUGGGUUUUUUUUAAGCAGUAGUAGUAGUGGUAGUAGGUGAACAGUACUUGUACUAAAAAAAAACAAAAAAAACUGCUGUACUACCUGUGCCCCUUGUAUAGCGAAGACAUGCAGUGGAAUUAAAUGGGUUAUACCAAAAUCCCAUCUUAUAUCCUGCAGACGUGUCUGUCACUACCACUGAUGGAACAAGCCUCUAUUUGUUGUUGUGGUUGUUAAGUGUUUACUUUUUAUAAAUGCCCAUUUGUGCUUGUUGGUAUUCAAAAAUUUCUCAAACCUCAUCUUUUCUAUUAUUAAAAACGUCUUUGGGUGUUA
Messenger RNA from Seriola dumerili (greater amberjack), 5064 nucleotides. It is a transcript of the gene nfe2l1a, whose product is annotated as nuclear factor erythroid 2-related factor 1-like. Bases 236 to 2971 code for a protein of 911 amino acids. The transcript is spliced from 8 exons. Gene Ontology annotation, molecular function: DNA-binding transcription factor activity, RNA polymerase II-specific; RNA polymerase II cis-regulatory region sequence-specific DNA binding. Gene Ontology annotation, cellular component: nucleus. Lineage: Eukaryota; Metazoa; Chordata; Actinopteri; Carangiformes; Carangidae. Gene Ontology annotation, biological process: regulation of transcription by RNA polymerase II. The record is from RefSeq and is a predicted model, not a curated record.